AUGUCUGGCCCUUUACUGUACGCGCAGAUCAACAAUCGACUUGUUUUCAAGCUGGCAUCCUUUUCGAAUGAAAAAGAUUCGGUUCUUUCGCUUGGUCCCUCUGACCAAGACGUCAGCAUGGAUUCGGUAGAUUCGUUUCCAGCCAAUGGCGAAAUCUACAAAGUGGCAGGUCUCAUUGGAUGUAUCAAGUUAAAGACCAAUUCGUACGCUAUCAUAGCUCGCAGGGUGGAGGAAUACGGUGCAUUGGUAGGCCAUAAAGUGUUCAAGGUCGUGGAACAUGCUAUCGUUGCCCUGAACAAGCAGGGCAGAAAAGACAGAGACGAACAGCAGUAUCUGGCACUACUGGAGCUACAGCUAUCAAACGCUACGCUGUUCUUCUCGUACACUUACGAUUUGACAAAUUCUGCGCAGAGAAACGAGAAACUGGGACCGUACUCGUGGGAAAACGCAGACACACGUUUUUUCUGGAACCAUUACGCCACGAAACCGUUGCAGAGGCUGGCUGCUCAGGACCAUAGAGCCGCGUCUUUCAUUCAGCCCAUGAUUUUCGGAUACGCCCACUUCAUCGAUUCAAACAUCCAUAAUACGCCCAUAACAAUCGGUCUCGUGACCAGACGGAGCAGAUUUAGAGCUGGCACUAGAUACUUUCGUCGUGGUAUCGAUGCGGACGGCAAUGUUGCCAAUUUCAAUGAAACGGAGCAAUUUCUCGUGACAAAAGCUGCCGGUCAAACGGACCGGUCCGAUUUUUUCGCCUUUUUGCAAACUCGUGGCUCUGUUCCUGUCUACUGGGGUGAAAUAAACAACCUCAAGUACAAGCCCAACGUGGUGCUGGGCCCUAACGCCACCUUGGAUGCCACCACCAAACAUUUCGAUCAGCAGAAAAAGCUUUACGGUGACAAUUACUUGGUCAAUUUGGUUAACCAAAAGGGUCACGAGCUGCCGGUCAAAAAUGCCUAUGAGUCUGCUGUAAGCGGUCUUGACGACCCUCAGAUUCGUUACAUUUACUUCGAUUUCCACCACGAAUGCCGCAACAUGAAGUGGCACAGAGUCAAGUUGCUCUUUGACCAUUUGGAGAAGAUGGGUUUUGAUCCUAAAGACGUAUUCCACAAGACCGUGGCCUUGAAUGGCAGCACUAUCGACGUUAAAAAUGAACAAAAAUCUAUCGUCCGUACGAACUGCAUGGACUGUUUGGAUAGAACAAAUGUCGUUCAGUCGGUACUGGCUCACUGGGUCCUGCAACAAGAGUUUGUCACCUCAAAAGUACUUUCUCAGGACCAUUUAUGGGAACAAGACCUGAAACUUUUGGUACAAUUCCAAAGUUUCUGGGCGGAUAACGCAGAUGCGGUGAGUUUUGCUUAUUCCGGCACUGGUGCGCUCAAGACGGACUUCACGAGAACCGGUAAACGCACCCGUCUUGGCGCCUUUAAGGACUUUUUGAACUCCGUUUCUCGCUACUACCAGAACAACCUUACCGAUGGCCCUAGACAAGACAGUUACGACUUAUUUCUGGGCAAUUUCUCGAUGACUGAUAUUGGAUUUCAAUCUCCAUUCACUGAUAGAAGGCCAUUUACAAUACAAAUAAUACCCACCGUGAUCUGUGCCGCCCUCACUGUAAUUGCGGCCACCAUUUUCUUCCCCAAAAGCCAUUUUACAAGCUCCAAGAAUCUUUCAUUUUUCUGUUUAUCAAGUGCUAUUGUGGCGCUAUCUUUGAAUUAUAUUUUCAAGAACGGUGAGCAGUUUGUGAACUGGCCCAAGCUAACAGACCUGGGGUUCUUGGUCGCCCUUCAGACUCACAACAAGGAGCGUACUUUCAAGGGCAUCAAAUACGUUCAGAGCUCAGAGUUUUCUAGACCUGGAACUUCCAAAAAUGAUUGA
Molecule: messenger RNA, 1875 nt
Organism: Lachancea lanzarotensis
Lineage: Eukaryota; Fungi; Ascomycota; Saccharomycetes; Saccharomycetales; Saccharomycetaceae
Gene: SAC1
Product: LALA0S06e00342g1_1
Exons: 1
Coding region: 1-1875 (624 amino acids)
Biological process (GO): phosphatidylinositol dephosphorylation
Cellular component (GO): endoplasmic reticulum
Molecular function (GO): phosphatidylinositol-4-phosphate phosphatase activity
Source: RefSeq, a predicted model, not a curated record